CCUCAAAAAAUUAUACCUGUUUUUCCUCUUAGGCAAGUGUUAUAUUUCUUUUACUGUAGUAUAUCAUCAGUUAAUGACCUUGAAACAGGAAAAGUUAAAUUAAAACACCUUACAAUUAUAAUGUUUACUGCAAGGCUAAUUAAGUUUCAGAUUUAACUGUUUUCUCUUUGACUUUCCUUUUAUUUGCAGGUUCUCUUGUUUAUAACCCCCCCACCCUGUGCUACAACAAUGAGUGGGAAAUCCCUGCUCUUAAAGGUCAUUCUCUUAGGUGAUGGUGGCGUUGGGAAAAGUUCACUUAUGAAUCGCUAUGUAACCAAUAAAUUUGACACUCAGGCUUUUCACACAAUAGGAGUAGAGUUCUUAAAUCGAGAUCUUGAGGUAGAUGGACGUUUUGUAACACUCCAGAUCUGGGACACUGCAGGACAGGAACGUUUCAAGAGCCUUAGGACCCCUUUCUACAGAGGAGCAGACUGCUGCCUCUUGACCUUCAGCGUGGAUGACCGACAGAGCUUUGAGAACCUUGGUAACUGGCAGAAAGAAUUCAUCUACUAUGCAGAUGUGAAAGACCCUGACCACUUCCCUUUUGUUGUUCUGGGUAACAAGGUAGACAAAGAUGAUAGGCAAGUCACUACUGAGGAGGCCCAAGCAUGGUGCACUGAGAAUGGCGAUUACCCCUAUCUGGAAACAAGUGCCAAAGAUGAUACUAAUGUGACAGUGGCCUUUGAAGAAGCUGUCAGGCAGGUGUUGGCUGUAGAGGAACAACUGGAGCACUGCAUGUUAGGUCACACUAUUGACUUGAAUAGUGGCUCCAAAGCAGGAUCUUCAUGCUGUUAAAAAUAGAAAGCCUUCGGAAAAAUGUAUUCCAAGUUGAACAGUGAGUAGUAUAAGAACAACUGUGUCUCUCUAAGAAUGUGUUUGUGCCUGCACACACACAAAAGGGUAAGAAAAUAAGAUUGAAGUUGUGGAUCAAAUCCUUUCAAGUUGAAGUUAUAGAGCAUUUAAAAAAAAGCUUUAUCAAGUACAUUUUGUGUGACUUCUGUUAUUUUCUCCUUGCGUGUAUCAGGAUGUUUCAGAAAGCUUUAGUCCUGAGUGGUUUUAAUAUUUAUAAAAUCACAUUUUAAACUUGGAACCCAGUCACGUGAAGGAGUUAGAGUGAUAGCUAUCCCUUAAACUGUUUCAUUAUCAAAUUACAAAUGUUACCAUCCAAUCAUAUCAAGCAUAUUCUGGCCUUUCUGCCAAAGGAAUAAAUAAAGACUCUUAGAUGUAUUACAAUAAAUAAGAUAAUAUAAACGAAUGUGUCCCAAGCUUGAGUUACAAAGGCAUUGUAAUUAUUAGGAAUACAAGUAUAAUAAUUUAUUCCGUAUUUAAUUUCCUACGUAUGAUUUAUUUCCUUCUGAGAUUUUUUUUUAAAAAAUACCACCUGAAUAAGAGAAACAGUGAUAACAUUGGAAAUUGGUUUUACUCCUUGUGUUUUAUGUAACAAGGUACUAAUUGAAUGGAUUAUACUUAAAUAUGCCAACCACCUUUGAAAAGAAAUGGUUGGUUUUGCUGCUUUUACUUCAUAAAUCCACUUUUGCUGCAUAGAGAUAUUCCUUCUCUGACAACCUCUUAUCAAUUUAGCAAUGCUACCUAAUACAUUGCUGUGAAUACAGUGCUCGUUGCUUAUAAUUUUGGUCCACCAGGCCGUGUUCCCAGAGAAACUUUUGUAAAAGAUUGGGGAAUUGCAGGCUAUACUUACAGGUUCCUUAACUCAAAUAAUAUAGAAGAAGGAACAGAUUCAUUUUAUGUUGCAGUGUAUCAGAUGGUCAACUACAACAAUGAAAGUGACUUUACGAAAAAUUCAUUUUAAUUCUAGAUUAUUUGUCCAGCAUUGUAAUGGUCUGCCUUAAUAUUGAACUCCCUACCAGUUAAAAUAUUCAGGAAGUUGCUGGAUGGAACCUACUAAAAUAUACCAUAAAAAGUUUCUGUGCUGGAUAGAUUUGUUUAGUUUAAAUCCUAAAAAGCUAUGACCUACAAACUACAUCCCAAUGGCAUUCUCAGUUAGAUAUAUCUUAAGACUAUGGAAAGAAACUUUAAAAGUUCUCAAAGUAUUCUGGGCUCAGCAUAUAACAGCAAUUACAGGAUGAAUGUUCCCUUUUGCUUUUGCAAUAGGUAUGGAAAUAUAUUAAACUGUGAGGAAUCAUAAAGUGCCCUGAAACAAAAAUCCUAAAGAUACCAUAUUAAAAUACAAAUGUGAUUUGUGAUUUUGAUUACCACUAUGUUAUGGAUAUAGGGUCUAGUUCCUAAUGGUUGAUAAAUACUUUUAAAACACAUGAUAAAAUUAUGACCCGAUGUAGUGAGGACAGUUUAAAACAUAAAACAACCCUCCCAAAGAGAGCUCAUAUAGAAAGGGAGCAGGAACUUUUACAAGAAUACAACCUGGAAAUCUUCAUUGCAGUCACUUAUAGAAUCAGCCUUAUAAUGGGACUUUAUGUGCUUUAAGAGCUCUGGGACUUUGGGGCCAGACAAUUAGAGAACCAUAUUUCAACAGGCAUGCUAGGUAUUUAAGUCUAAAUAUAGUCCUGACCCCAUUGGCCAACUAAUUUUUAUGUCAGAAGUCUAAGCCAGCCCAGGGACCCCACAGCUCUUAAGUAUUGGUCCCUAUCCUGCGAUGCCUAUAGCCAGCUACACUUGGUUUCCAAGUUCUAUGAUCAUUUUGCUACAGUUAUGUUAGGGUGAAAAAUCUACAUGUUAGAACUAUUAAAUGCAAUUAUUUUUAAGUGCAUGAGAUCUGGGGCCUUCUCUUUUACUUGCACUCUGCUUCUACUAGUUUCUAUUUGAAAAUCUCAUGUCUUCACAAAACCUCCAUCCACUCACAUAAGUAUUUGUCUAUAUAAUGGCAUGUGGUCAUUUGAGUAAAAACAAUUACAUGAGUAUUCCAUUCAUAACCCUCCUGUCCAUCCACAAAGUGUUAAUUUUAUUAACAGGUAAACUGAAGUCCCUUAUGUACCAUGCCAUAUUUUUUUCUGCCAAAUCACAACAUAGUAUCUUAACUAAAGUACCAAACAGUGACUUUUUGGUGAAUCACAUUCAGUGAGGUGCUGACAUAGUUUGAAUAAGAUUUAAAGAAACACCAAAAGUUGAAAUCUGUGAGUACCAAGAACUUUGUAUAUAGGUUUAGAAAUUGACUGUGAAAUUGAAAAUGUAUAGUGAAAUAUUUUCAGUAGGUGUUUUUUAAAUGAACACUUGAUGUUUUAAAGAAGAUAUUUUUAAUUGGAUUUGUGAUUUUUUUCCAGUGGUCCAUUAAAACAUAUUUAGUUGGCUUGUUUUCAUGUAUUGGACAUUCUAAGAAACACAGAUUUUGUUUGUCUUCAAUGAAAUAAUUUCAGGUUACUUUGUGCCUGCCUCAGCCAUCUCAACUUCACCCUGAGGUAUUCCACAAUCCUCUUGUUGCCGGUGCUGCUAAAAACUCAAAAUUGUGUAUCAGAUAUUUUAUUUGAACUGUAAAAGACUAUCUGUUUUAAAGUCAAUAAAAGUGCAUUUCGAAUAA
This is a messenger RNA of Suncus etruscus (white-toothed pygmy shrew), 3529 nucleotides long. It is a transcript of the gene RAB9B, whose product is annotated as RAB9B, member RAS oncogene family. Gene Ontology annotation, cellular component: phagocytic vesicle; late endosome; lysosome. The transcript has a single exon. Gene Ontology annotation, molecular function: GTPase activity; GTP binding. Lineage: Eukaryota; Metazoa; Chordata; Mammalia; Eulipotyphla; Soricidae. The record is from RefSeq and is a predicted model, not a curated record. Bases 229 to 834 code for a protein of 201 amino acids. Gene Ontology annotation, biological process: Rab protein signal transduction; retrograde transport, endosome to Golgi.